UAACAUAAAACUAGUUACUUAAACAACAAUGUUCUGAAUACUCGUAUUAUGAUCUGAUAAAUAAAAUAAUGUUCACUAUGAUGAGUUGAUCCGUAGUAUACAUCCGUACUGUUGCUGUCGCCCAGCCCCCGCCGCCAGCGCGCGGCCGGCGCGCGGCGAGCUGCCGCACACGCUGCGGCGGCUGGCGCGCAGCUACGCCACGGUGUGUGACGUCAUCGCAGCGACCAACUCCGGCGACGGGCUGCUCGUCCUGCUGAUGCUGAGUUCCUUCCUGCUGUACAUGGAGAAGUACAUGUACAAGAUCGUGGCGUGGCCGACCAUGUACACGAAGUAUAAUUUAAAUUUCGCGACAACGCUGAUGUGGAGCGUAGUGCUGUCGCUGAAGCUGGUGUGCACAGUCGAGCCCUUCCACCGCACGCAGGCGCAGAUGCUCAGAACCAACACGCUGGUCAACACCCUCAAGUGUCGCCAGUGGGAGGACGAGGCGGUCAGCAACGAGCUGGACACGUUCGUGCGCCUGCUGAUGCUGCGCCGGCCGAGCUACGCGCCGCUCAGCAUGCUGAUGCUGGAGCGCGCCCUGGUGGUCAAAAUUUACGGCUGCCUGGUGACGUACUUGGUCAUCAUGCUCACCUACGGGCCAGAGGUACAACAGUGACGUCACAAUCAGCCGACUGGCGUCCACUGCUGGGCAUGGAUCUCCAAAGACCUCUGUCUUGAGGUGCCUCCAUCCAGCAGUACCUACAACCCGUUUUAUGUCCCUGGUUCACCUAUUGGGGGUUAACCAACACUGAUUUCCGGUUUUAAGUCACCAUUUCAGCACCUAGAAAUCCCAACAUCUAUCGUCUCUUCAAACUACGUGUGAUUGACUCGUUCAACUGUGUCAGCAGCUUUGUUUGUUCUACAGAUCUUCUAAUUUCUAAUACAAUCACGCAGAUAUUCCUAUACAGUUCGCUCGCGUUUCACCAGACAUGAAUCGGUAAAAAAUCGGCCUCUAUCCACACCAAUUACAAAAAGUUAUAACAUGUUCUUUGUUGACCUAACAAAAAGUUAAAUUAGCGGAGAGUAUCUCUAGUUCACUAUUUAUCACUCCAUUUGAGGGAGUCUGGUAAUUAAAUUGUUUUCUGUCAAGAAUGUUUGAAUUUCAAUUAUCCUGUUCUGUGUUCAGAGCACAAAGACAGCGAGAGGUCGUGUUCGAGGACGAUUUGAGGCUUUGCGGCUUUUCACCGCUUGCACGUUUGUCUACUCCAUAACGACGUUAAUUAAUGUUUUAAUUCAAAUCUUGUAUUACACGAAGAUUGUUAA
Molecule: messenger RNA, 1302 nt
Organism: Bicyclus anynana (squinting bush brown)
Lineage: Eukaryota; Metazoa; Arthropoda; Insecta; Lepidoptera; Nymphalidae
Exons: 4
Coding region: 257-655 (132 amino acids)
Biological process (GO): sensory perception of taste
Cellular component (GO): membrane
Source: RefSeq, a predicted model, not a curated record